This is a messenger RNA of Paecilomyces variotii, 430 nucleotides long. RefSeq lists its product as hypothetical. The transcript has 2 exons. NCBI's taxonomy places the organism in Eukaryota, Fungi, Ascomycota, Eurotiomycetes, Eurotiales, Thermoascaceae. The record is from RefSeq and is a predicted model, not a curated record. The coding region runs from base 108 to 338 and encodes 76 amino acids.
UUGAUCAGUUUUCCCUCUUUUCUUGCGCCGCUCCGGCAACUUCCACCGUGAUCCAUAUUAUUCUUAUCCACAGUCCCAAGGUGUGUGUCUUUUGGGCCCAAUAAUGGAUGCCCGGCUCGCCGCAUCGGGCCGUUCAAGUCGCAAUGGUUGAACUAAUGACAAUAAUUAGUCUAGUCCUGUUGGCUUCUUGCUUUCCCCACUCCUUAAGGGAACAACCGCCGUUUUCCCACCCGGCCGAUAGAUAUUUAGCAAACGGGACCGGGGAGAAACAGCGCUCAGGAACACUUGAGAUGCUAGGAAGAGCCGUUGGCGCUGCUUCUCCAGAUCCCAGAUUCUAGAUACCCUGGCUGGCUAUGAGGUAGAAUCUAGUUAUGUCCAGCAAACCCUCGUGCUGAGCCAUCUACACUGGAGCACAGUUUCACCGACAUAA